CCUGACUCUCGACACCAACCCCGUUCUCUUUCCACCACACAACGUUCACCUAUCCAUCUCCUGGCUCAACAGACAUGCCAUCGAAUAAUUAUUAACACUCACUAUCGUAUUCACGCCAUUCUAUAAUCGCCAACGUAACCAUUCAUAAUGAGGGCAGCUCUCGUUUUGUUCCUCGCCGUUGGGCUCCUCCCCUCUGCUCUCGCCGCAUCUUCUCUUCCUUCGCAAGUGUUAUCACAUGGUCCCACCACAUUGGUCAGCGGAUUACCAGGGUUUACUGUGCUUGAUAAUGUUUGGUACAGGAAUCGCACUUUUUAUGUAUUGGAGGAUGAGAGUGAAAUACCGCAGACCGAUCGGCUUUUGACUCUCUCUCGCUCCAACUCUGGAACUCAGAGUGUGGAGAGGGUGAACUGGAAGGAGAUGGUGUUCUAUGAUGGUGAAGAUGGCAGUCCGAAGGAGGCUCAGGCGAAGCCGGAUGUGGAAAUUAAAGAACUGCAUGGCAUUACCUUAUUUUUCAACGAUGGAUGGGAUGGCAAGUGGUCAGGCUACAAGUGGCUAUACCACAUGGUAGCCGAAGCUCUGUUAGGGAGUCUGAGCGUCCUAUCAUCCGUGCCACCUCUUCCGACGUCCAUCCAAUCACAAGGUCAAGACCAAGGUCAGGAUACGAGGCAGGGUUUGGUGACAUAUGGUGGUGAUGGAGAAUUGCCGGACAGACUGGUAAUUGCUUGGGACUAUAAUUGGGAUGCCCGAUAUGGGUUGCCGAGAGCAGUGGCGGAGGCUUUAUUUGGUGAUGACAAAUUGAUCGAACCGGAGGAAUGGACUCAAAUGACUAGCCAAGAUACGUGGAUCUACUUUGAGAGAGUUCUCCUUGUGGAUCGCAACACCGCCCAUAGACACAACCUUCUCGCGCGUCAAUGGUUCAAAAUGGCCGUUGACGCAUAUAGACUCGCCUCUUCGCCAUCCUUCUUCUUCCCGACCCGCCACGCCCUUCUAUCACAUUACGGUAUUCGCACAUACACCCGCUCGGCGCCCGGUUUACGAUUAAGUGGGAAAAAGCCCAAGAUCGUCUAUGUCGAUCGGCAGCGGACGCAGAGAAAAUUCGAUGUGGAAGUACACACGCAGCUGUUGAAGCAGUUGAAGAAUAUUGAAAAGGCUAAAAAGGCGGUGGUUGUGGAUGCUGUAUUGGAGGAUCUGGAGAAGAAGGAGCAGUUUGAAAUGUUUUCGGAUGCUGAUAUCAUUCUUGGCAUUCACGGGAAUGGGUUGGCGCAUGAAUUAUGGAUGCCCGAAGGCGGUAUCAUCAUUGAAAUCUUGCCUCCUCCCACUUUCCAGUACGACUACGCUCCUGUCAGUGCGGUAUUGGGCCACAUGCACAUUAUCUGGCAAUACGAUAAAAUAUACCCUCGCUAUAAGUGGAUACCCGAAAAUAGGAAAAACGAAACUCUUAUCCACGAUGGAUCACCUAUCCCUCUUGAUGUUGAUCCUUUUACAAAGCUAGUUGAAGCUCUUGUUGACAGCAUGUCAUUCUCGUACCAUUAGUCAUCGUUGCUCUGAUUUUUAUGUGUUGUCUUUGGGAAUUUGUGGUAUAAUGAUAUUUUUGGGUUCUAUUCGGAUCUCUGGACUUUUCGGGAAUGGACUGUAUGCCAUGCAACUUGUAUGUGCUCUAUGUUUCUUGAUCUGACUUUCUCUUCUCAUCCUUCUUGACUUCUUUCUUCUUUUCCUUGCUCGGCUUAGGUAAGAACUUCUCAAAAAGUUUGAUGGCUGCCUACUCUGAAGGUCAACACUUCAACCAUUUGCCCAAUCUAAUCUCUUCCUCCCUAUUCGUCUGGUUCUCUCUUUCUGCUACAGUCACUGCCAGUAAAAAUGUAUAAUACUUCAACUCACAUAAACUGGCUUCUUAUUCUUCACUUUGCCUUUUGAGUCGAGU
Cryptococcus deneoformans JEC21 is the source of this 1921-nucleotide messenger RNA. RefSeq names its product expressed protein. Gene Ontology annotation, molecular function: protein O-acetylglucosaminyltransferase activity. The record is from RefSeq and is a predicted model, not a curated record. Lineage: Eukaryota; Fungi; Basidiomycota; Tremellomycetes; Tremellales; Cryptococcaceae. Gene Ontology annotation, biological process: protein O-linked glycosylation via mannose. The transcript is spliced from 9 exons. Gene Ontology annotation, cellular component: endoplasmic reticulum. The coding region runs from base 148 to 1533 and encodes 461 amino acids.